This is a messenger RNA of Phodopus roborovskii (desert hamster), 1097 nucleotides long. Its product is annotated as F-box/WD repeat-containing protein 5-like. Lineage: Eukaryota; Metazoa; Chordata; Mammalia; Rodentia; Cricetidae. Gene Ontology annotation, cellular component: SCF ubiquitin ligase complex; Cul4-RING E3 ubiquitin ligase complex. Gene Ontology annotation, molecular function: protein binding; protein serine/threonine kinase activity; ATP binding. Gene Ontology annotation, biological process: protein ubiquitination; protein phosphorylation. The record is from RefSeq and is a predicted model, not a curated record.
AUGCAUCACUACCUCUAUCACUACACAUUGAGGUACAACAAUGUACCUGUAAUUGUCUUUGACCUAGGUGGGGACAGUGAAGAAGAGGUCCCUGACCCAGGUUUGCACACCUCUGGUUCUGGCCGUGUCAAGGAAGGUUUGCGGCGCAUGUUGGAUAAUGUGUUGGAUGGACAUGCACAGAUAACAGAUUGUGCACUUGGGACCAAGGUGGCUGAGCUGCUGGCCCAGGGCCACACCAAACCCCCAGAAUGUAGUGAUGCUGAUACCAGGAACAAGUGCCUCAUCUUCACCACUGGCUGCCUCACACCACAUCAGAUCGGCAUCAAACAGAUACUGCCACACCAGAUGACUACAGCAGGGCCUAUGCUUGGUGAGGGCCGGGCCUCCAAUGCCUUCUUUGAUGCACUGGACCAUGUUAUUGACGUGUAUAGGCACAUCAUUGGCAUGGGCCUGUCUCCUGAUAACAGGUACCUCUAUGUGAAUAGCCGUGUCUGGCCUCCUGGCUCAGUGGUUGCUGACCCCAUGCAGCCACCACCCAUUGCAGAGGAGAUUGACUUGCUGGUGUUCGACCUCAAGACCAUGCGGGAGGUGAAGCGGGCUCUGCGAGCGCACCAUGCCUACACGCCCAAUGACGAGUGCUUCUUCAUCUUCUUGGAUGUCAGCAGAGAUUUUGUGGCCAGUGGGGCUGAAGAUCGGCAUGGCUAUAUCUGGGACCGCCACUACAACAUCUGCCUAGCCAAACUGCAGCACGAGGAUAUGGUCAACUCGGUAGCCUUUAGCCCCCAGGAGCAGGAGCUCUUGUUGACAGCCAGUGAUGAUGCCACUAUCAAAGCCUGGCGUUCACCACGCACUGUUCGUGUCCUCCAGGCCCCAUGCCCACGGCCCUUCUCCUGGUUUGCCAGCCAUAGGCGCUGAAGGCAUCAGUGACUUGAGCCAUUUGGACCCACUGGGGAAAAUGAUACCCUGUGGUUGUUUACUGCACUGGGGCAGAAUAGCUCACAGCAGUAAUGCCUUAGGAGGGGACAGCCUGACCCCAACACACUCACAUGCAACCUGCUCACUUAGCCAUCAGGGUCAACACUAGGGUAGCCUUUGUU